GAUCGGGAUGCGGCCGCGGCCCGGGACGCCGCCUCGUUGCCCAGAGCGACACCAUGCACCCGGCCGUGGCGGUGGGGCUGGUGUUCGGCGGCUGCUGCAGCAACGUGGUGUUCCUGGAGCUGCUGGCCAGCAGCCUUUAGGAAGGGACAGAGUCCUCCUGAAGCCACUUCCCAUGGGAAAGAGGGAGAUCCAGCAGAUUUUUCCUUCACUUCCUGACCUGACUGACCUGUUCCUCUUGGGAAAUGUUGGAGGGAACACCCUGCAGCUGUUUGCACAAGCUCAGGCAGUUCCCAGGAUGUGGGAACAUCGUGACCUUCUCCCAGUUCCUGUUCAUUGCCCUGGAAGGUUUCAUCUUCGAGGCCAACUUCGGCAGGAAGCGCCCGGCCAUCCCCAUCAGGAACUAUUUCAUCAUGGUGGCCAUGUUCUUCACCGUCAGCGUGGUCAAUAACUACGCCCUGAACCUGAACAUCGCCAUGCCGCUGCACAUGAUCUUCCGCUCGGGUUCUCUCAUAGCGAGCAUGGCUCUAGGGAUCAUCAUCCUGAAGAAAAGGUACAGCGUGUCCAAGUACAGCUCCAUAGCCCUGGUGUCCCUGGGCAUCUUCACCUGCACCUUCAUGUCUGCAAAGCAGGUGGUGUCUCUUCACCUGUUCACGCCGCUUUUUGCUGGGAAUAAAUCUCAUUUUUUUGGCCUCCGAGGUAACAGAAAGAAGCUGCUUUUCCUUGCCUCAUGUGGCAGGCAGGAGCAGGCAUCUGACUCCAGCUCAAACCAAGAGGAUGGACCCCAGGCUUUCCUCUGGUGGUUGCUGGGCAUUGCUGCCCUCACCUUUGCCCUGCUGAUGUCUGCCAGGAUGGGGAUUUUCCAGGAGACACUCUACAAGAAAUUUGGGAAGCACUCCAAGGAAGCCCUGUUCUACAACCACGCGUUGCCGCUGCCUGGAUUCCUGCUCCUGGCUCCCAACAUUUACCAGCACGCCGUGCUCUUCAGCCAGUCUGAGCUGUUCCAGGUGCCGGUGAUCGGCCUGACCCUGCCCAUCAUGUGGUUCUACCUCCUGAUGAACGUCAUCACCCAGUACGUCUGCAUCCGCGGCGUCUUCAUCCUGACCACGGAGUGCACGUCGCUGACGGUCACCCUGGUGGUGACGCUGCGCAAGUUCGUCAGCCUCAUCUUCUCCAUCCUCUACUUCCAGAACCCCUUCACGGGCUGGCACUGGCUGGGCACCGCCUUUGUCUUCGUGGGCACCCUGAUGUACACGGAGCUGUGGCACAGCCUGGGGCCCCUCCUGGCGCGCCACCGCCGCGGCAGGCCCAAGGAGCAGUGAAUCCCAGGGAAUCCGGGCAUUUCCCGUGGGCAUCUUGGUGUUGUUUUCCAGAGCAGAGCCGCAGGGAGCCCCCCCCGGGGGGGGUUUAUAACAGGGGAGGUGUUGGCUGUGCCAAGCUCCUGGAGAAUGGGGAGCCUCCACUGGGAACUUGGGGAAAGGAUCAUGGAGGAACAGUCCAGACUUUUGUUGCGAGUUGGCGUUAUUUUAGGCGACCCCUUUUACUUCCAAUUUUUCCCUUUUUUUUUUUUUCCCUUCCAUUGGAAUAACCCUUUUUAAGGAGAAGCUGAUCCAGAGCUUUGUUGGGAGCCCAGCUUCCAUGCUGUUGGCUUGGAUCAGCUGGACCCUGAGCCACUUUGGUGCCAUCCUUUAAUCGUCCCAGUGUCUGGAGCUGAUGGCUGAGCCCCAUUCCAGUGGGAAUCCCUGAUCCCUGUGCUGGGAGGUUGUGGGAUACAGCCCCAGCUGGAGCUUCCAGUCCACCCUGUGCAUCCUGGUGCUCUCCCAGUUCUCCUCCCAUCCCUUGGGAUCAGCUUCCUCGUGGCUUUCGUAGCUCCCUGUCCCUCAGUGUCACCCCUGGCUGCUUUUCCUGGAGCUUCCCUACAGUUUUCCUGGAGCAGCCCCUCGUUCCCUGCUCAGCUGGGACAAUUGGGGCAUCCAGGAGGGAUGAGGGCCUUUAACAGCAAAGGAAAAACGAUGGGAAAAAAAUGCCCGAAGUCAUGGAAAGGCAGCACCUUCCUGCCAGGCAUUCCCUGAGCCGAGGUCACCUUUCCAAAACUCUUUCCCUCUGUUUUUAUCAGCUGUCUGGGAUAAUCCCCAGCUUUCCAUGGCCUCAUCCUUGCUGGGAGGUGGAGUGGGAGGAGGGAAAGGCUCCAUCCAUGCUGUGCUGGCAGCACUGGUUCAGCCCCAGCCCCAAAUCCCAGUGUGGGAAAAAGGAAUUCCAUCCCACGCAGAGCCAGAGUGCUGCUGCCAGGACCUGCAGCUCCAGCCUGAUGUCCUGAAGGAUUUUUUUUUUCCCAGUUCCCGUUUUUCCUGAGCCUGAAAAAGCUGAAUUUCAGGUGCCGUGGGAUUUUCCCAGGGAUUUGGUGGAUGGGGAGGCUGACCUGGUGGAGCUCAGAUGUUGUUCCAGCUGUUUGUGGUGGCUCCAGCAGGGACCCCGAGAGAGGCAAAACCUUUAUCCCUGAUUUUCCUCUUCCAGGCUCUUCACACGGAGCUUCAGCUGGGAUUGGGGAGGUGGGGAAGCCAACGGAAAUUUGGGAUGAAGGAUUUUGGGAGCAGGGAGUAACUGGUGAGGUUCUUCAGAGAUCAAACACGGCGGGGAGAUAACGGAGCUGUGACUCCAGCUCUGUGGGUGUUGGAUCCAGGGAUUGUGGGAUCCAGGGGUUGCUGGAUCCAGGGAUUGUUUUACCCAGAGAUUUUGGAUCCAAGGAUUGUGGGACCCAGGAAUUUAGUAUCUAGGGAUUGUGGGAUCCAGGGGUUGUGGGAUCCAGGGAUUGCUGGAUCCUGGAUUGCUGGAUCCUGGGAUUUUUUUAUCCAGGGAUUGUUGGAUCCAGGGAUUGGGGGAUGCAGGGAUUGUUGGACCCAAGGAUUGUGGGAUCCUGGGAUUGUGGGAUGCUGGGAUUGUAGGAUCCAGGGAUUGUUUUAUCCAGGGAUUGUGGGAUCCUGGGAUUGCUGGAUCCAGUGAUUGUGGGACCCAGGGAUUGCUGGAUGCUGGGAUUGUUUUAUCCAGGGAUUGUGGGAUCCAAGGAUUGUUGGAUCCAGGGAUUGUUGGGCCCAGGGAUUGUUGGAUUCAGGGAUUGUUUUAUCCAGGGAUUGUUGGACCCAGGGAUUGUGAGAUCCAGGGAUUGUGAGAUCCAGGGAUUCAGGAUCCAGGGGCUGAGCAGAGCUGACACAGAGCUGCUCCCAGCUGUGACAUCCUGUUCAUCCUCUGGGUCACUCCUUCUCUCCAGGACCUUGCGUGUUGUCCCCAGUUCCCGUGGGACACGGGAAUAUUUGGGGGAUUUGGGCACUCCUGGUUUUGGUUUGUUUUUUUUUACCAUGUGCUUUUCACUCCCAUCACACCAACCACGGGUUCUUUGUUGCUGUCAGGGGCAUUUUUAACCUCCAGGCGUGACGAGUGCGUUUGGAAUAUUUAUGGAGCCGCAGGAGUGGCGGCAUUCCCUUCCUGCUGGAGGACAGAGCAGGAAAGGUGCAGGCAGAGGGGCCUCGUUAGCCAGAAUUAAUUAACCCCAGGCUCCCCUCCAGGCUGGGGCUGCUGAUGGGUUUGGUUUUAGUUUGGGCCGAGGUAAGAGCACCUAUUUUUUAGCGGAGGUUGGAGAAGGGAAGGAGCCCCGACCAUUUUCGGGGUGGCUGGGUUGGUUUUUAUAAAGUGAAAUAAAUCUGUAUCCUCUUCAAA
This is a messenger RNA of Haemorhous mexicanus (house finch), 3708 nucleotides long. It is a transcript of the gene SLC35B4, whose product is annotated as solute carrier family 35 member B4. Gene Ontology annotation, molecular function: UDP-xylose transmembrane transporter activity; UDP-N-acetylglucosamine transmembrane transporter activity. The record is from RefSeq and is a predicted model, not a curated record. Gene Ontology annotation, biological process: transmembrane transport. NCBI's taxonomy places the organism in Eukaryota, Metazoa, Chordata, Aves, Passeriformes, Fringillidae. Bases 243 to 1319 code for a protein of 358 amino acids. The transcript is spliced from 12 exons. Gene Ontology annotation, cellular component: Golgi membrane; endoplasmic reticulum membrane.